AUGACGACAAUGCAAAAGAUUCUCAAGAAGAUCGUCCACAAUGAGUCCAUGGAGACGGACCCCGCAGAGAUCUACGGCUGGAGAGUCUUCGCACUCGCCGCCUCUGCCUGCUUCGGCGCCAUGUCAUUCGGCUGGGAUAGUUCCGUCAUUGGUGGUGUCGUUGUCAUGGAGCCCUUUAAGAACGACUACGGACUCAAGGAUGCCAACCCCGUAGAAACCGCCAACUUGACUGGUAACAUUGUGUCCACUCUUCAAGCCGGAUGCUUGGUCGGUGCUCUUCUCGCCUCCCCCAUGACGGACCGAUUUGGUCGCAAGUGGUGUCUCGUUACUGUCGCUGCCAUCAUCCUCGUCGGCGUUGUCCUCCAGGCUGUCUCUUCCGGUAGAAUCGCUGCCAUCUUCGUCGGUCGCUUCAUCGCAGGUCUCGGUGUCGGCGGUGCCUCUUCCAUCAACCCUCUCUACGUCUCCGAAAACGCGCCUCGUGCCAUCCGUGGUCUCCUCACUGGCAUGUACCAACUAUUCAUCGUCACAGGAGGUAUGAUUGCCUUCUGGAUCAACUACGGCGCCGAGGUCAACUUGACGGGAAAGACCAUGUACAUCUUCCCUCUCGCCAUCCAGGGCCUGCCCAGUCUGAUGCUUCUCAUCUGCAUGCUCUUCUGCAACGAAUCUCCCAGAUGGCUGGCCCGCCAGGACAAGUGGGAAGAAGCCAAGAAGAUUCUCUCCACCCUUCGCAACCUGCCCGAAAACCACCCCUACCUCGAAGAUGAGUUCCAGGAGAUUGUUGACCAGCUCCAACAUGAGAGACAGCUCAUUGGCAACGCCACCUUCAAGAACCUGCAAAAGGAGAUGUGGACCAUCAAGGGCAACCGCAACCGUGCUCUCAUCUCCAUCUUCCUCAUGAUCUGCCAGCAAAUGACGGGAACCAACGCUAUCAACACUUACGCCCCUACCAUCUUCAAGAACCUCGGUGUCACCGGUCGCUCCACGCCUCUUCUGUCAACUGGUGUCUACGGAAUCGUCAAGGUUCUUGCCUGCAUCUGCUUCUUGCUCUUCAUGGCCGACUCUCUUGGCCGUCGUCGCUCGCUUCUCUGGACGUCAAUCGCCCAAGGCUGCUGCAUGUUCUACAUUGGUCUCUACGUCCGCAUCUCCCCGCCCAUUGCCGGACAGCCUGUGCCAGGUGCUGGCUACAUGGCUCUAGUCGCCAUCUUCCUGUUCGCCGCAUUCUUCCAAUUUGGUUGGGGUCCGGCCUGCUGGAUUUACGCCUCUGAAAUCCCGGCAGCUCGUCUUCGUUCCCAGAAUGUCGCUCUUGCUGCCGCCACCCAGUGGCUCUUCAACCUCAUCGUUGCCCGUACUGUCCCUAACAUGCUGGCUACUGUCGGUGAUCACGGCUACGGAACCUACCUCAUCUUCGGAAGCUUCUGUUUCUCCAUGUUCUUCUUCGUCUGGUUCUUCGUCCCCGAGACCAAGGGUAUCUCCCUCGAGCACAUGGAUGCUCUGUUCGGUGUCACCGAUUACGAUUCUGACAAGAACUUGAACCACGACAACGUGAGCGAGACCAAGGGCUCCCCGGCCGAGAUUCAGGUCGAGUCUACCAACCCCGCCCACGCCCACGUCCGCAAGGAGUCGGCCUAG
Molecule: messenger RNA, 1629 nt
Organism: Colletotrichum acutatum
Lineage: Eukaryota; Fungi; Ascomycota; Sordariomycetes; Glomerellales; Glomerellaceae
Product: general substrate transporter
Exons: 3
Coding region: 1-1629 (542 amino acids)
Biological process (GO): carbohydrate transport; transmembrane transport
Cellular component (GO): membrane
Molecular function (GO): carbohydrate:proton symporter activity
Source: RefSeq, a predicted model, not a curated record